AUGGCUGACCGCUCUGUCGUCACCGUUUGGCAGUGGAACUGCCGUGGUUUUCGCCCCAAGCGUAACCACCUCCUUCUACACCUUCAACAACUGGGUCCCUCGGUCUCUCCUGACGUCAUCGUACUACAGGAGACUCACGCCACCAUUUCCCUCUCGGGUUACGUCGCCCACAACCAAGUAGCUCAUCACCCUCUGCCCCAUCCCGUCACGGCCAUCCUCACUCGGCGGACGCUCACGGUCAAUCGAGCCGAUCUGCCCUUCCCUACGGUCUACCAUGUCUUUAUCGAGGUCCUACCUCAGCGACGUGAAGACCCCUCUCUUUUUAUUCUUAAUGUUUACACCCUCCCACGCGUCACCAAACACUUGUCGCUCGUUGCUCUGCUCCGUGCCGCUGCAGCGAGAGCAGCCAAAUCCCCCCUCCUCGUUCUCGGUGACUUCAACGUCAGGCAUCCGGACUGGGGUUACUCCAAGGCCGAUGGCCCCGGCACGAGGCUGUGGCAGCUCGCACACGACCUCCACCUCUCCCUGCUCACCGACCCCACGCAACCCACGCGCAUCGGCAACAGCGUGUGCCGCGACAUCUCCUCCCUCGGCAGCGACCACUGCGUCCUCGCCAUCCAAGCCCGUACCUCCCCGUGCAAGCCGCGCCCACACGCGACCCGCUAUACGGAUUGGGAUGCGUUGCGAGCCCGCCGGCUGCACUCUGCCGCCCCCGACAUCGAGGACAUUUCGAUGUGGACCGACCAGCUACUGGCGGACCUCGACGGGGUCACCACCUCGAUCCCCACCACGGAGGACCAUCCGGCAAUUGACUCCCGCCUCGCCCAUCUGUUAGCCGCUCGCACGAGCCUCACCAACCGUUGGCACAAGCAACGUCACAACCGUCGCCUGCGCCGCCGCAUCGCAUACCUCGAUCGCGAGAUCGAGCAUCACACAACUGUGCUCGCCCGCCAACAGUGGGAGCAGCUUUGCUCAGGGAUCUCCGGUCAGUUGGGCUGCAAGCAAUCCUGGCAUCUCCGCCACCUCCUCGACCCUGCUUCCGCCAAGUCAGUCGCUCGGCAACAAUUACAACGCGUUGUCCGGGCCUACCCCGGCGACACACCGUCGCUAAUAGCAGACCUGGCCGCCAAAUACCUCCAGCUGCCACCCCCUGGCACCUCUUCUCCCCCUCUCGCGUCCUACUCCGGGGCCCCCAACCCCGAACUAGAUGCCGAUAUCACGGAAGCUGAAGUCUACGCGGCGCUACACAAGCUUCGCACCACCUCCGCCCCCGGUCCAGAUCGCAUUCCCAACAAAUUUCUCCGAAAUCUUGAUGCCCCUUCGGUCGUUGCCCUCACUUCGUUCCUGAAUGAGUGCUGGCGCUCCGGCAACCUCCCCCAGUCGUGGAAACACGCUCGCGUGGCUUUCAUGCCGAAGCCGGACGCUCACCACCUCCUUCCCCACAUCAUGAUUGGUUUCUGCCCCCACCUCUCCACACAAGACGUCCUCUUGCAACUCCACCACGACCUUCUCAAUCCGCCCACCGUCUCGGACACUAAGGCUCUCCUUAGCCUCGACCUUCACAAGGCGUUCGACAACGUCUCCCAUUUGGUUAUUCUUACCGAACUCGCCACCAUCAACCCCGGCUCUCGCACCUACCACUACAUUCGCUCCUUCCUCGCGGCCCGCACGGCCGAAAUCAUCGUGGGAGAUCUCUCGUCCACCACGUAUGCGCUUGGAUCUCGUGUUACCCCUCAGGGCACCGUCUUGUCGCUUUCUCUUUUUAAUCUCGCCCUUCGCUCACUUCCCGACAAGCUCGACCGUAUCCCCGAUCUCAAACACACCCUGUACGCGGACGACGCAACUCUUUGGGUCACGUCUGGCUCCGACGGGCACAUUGAGCAGACGUUGCAACGCGCAACUGACGUCGUCACAAGUCACGUGCACACGGCCGGUCUCGCUUGCUCGGCGGCCAAAUCGGCCCUCCUCCUCAUGCGGCCCCCCUACCGGCGUCACCACAAGACGCCUCACCCCACCAUCACGAUUCACGCCAAUUCCACUCCCGUUCCCGUCGUCUCGCAUCUCCGGGUGCUCGGGCUGAUAGUACAGUCAAACCGCCAUAAUGCUUACACCAUCGACCAGCUCUCGCUUUCGGUUUAG
Molecule: messenger RNA, 2139 nt
Organism: Dermacentor andersoni
Lineage: Eukaryota; Metazoa; Arthropoda; Arachnida; Ixodida; Ixodidae
Molecular function (GO): catalytic activity
Source: RefSeq, a predicted model, not a curated record